Messenger RNA from Sphaeroforma arctica JP610, 149 nucleotides. RefSeq lists its product as hypothetical. The annotation marks the transcript as partial. The transcript has a single exon. The record is from RefSeq and is a predicted model, not a curated record. NCBI's taxonomy places the organism in Eukaryota, Ichthyosporea, Ichthyophonida.
GUGCUUCUGCACGCAGCGGCGCUCAGGCUAUGGACACCAUCACCAUCUACGACAUUCCCAACAAGUUCAUUGCCUUUGCGGGACUAGUGCCAGUUCUGUCCGAGGUUCUCUCUGAGAUGGGGCAGGUGAGCUAUAUUUUGGCUCUAUAA